CGUUUGCUAUUUUCGUAAUUCUGCUUCCUACCACGUCCGCUCAACCUACCCUGGUAUCAGAAAAUUUGCAUAAUUCUCUGUAUAAAUACAGUAUGCCCACUGUGCAAUCUAAUCCUAGUUGAUGUGAAAAGUACAGAAUUAUGCCACCCAAAGGAGGAGGAAAAGCCGCCAAGAAGGCCGGUAAGGCCAGGCCUGCUGGGGCCAAAGGCAAGAGGAGGAGAAGGAGAAAGGAGUCUUUCGGCGUGUACAUCUACAAGGUGCUCAAGCAGGUGCAUCCCGACACCGGUGUCUCCAGCAAGGCCAUGGGCAUCAUGAACUCCUUUGUCAACGACAUCUUCGAGCGUAUCGCUGGUGAGGCUUCCCGCCUGGCUCACUACAACAAGCGCUCCACCAUCAGCAGCCGGGAGAUCCAGACCGCCGUGCGUCUGCUCCUGCCUGGUGAGCUGGCCAAGCACGCCGUCAGCGAGGGCACCAAGGCCGUCACCAAGUACACCAGCUCCAAGUAGACUGACCGCCUGACCAGUAUACCCCGGCCCUUUUCAGGGCCACCCACAUCUUCCAGAAAGAACCGUAUUGUUUCACCAGAUUGACACUGUAUGUAGCUCCAUGCA
This is a messenger RNA of Branchiostoma floridae (Florida lancelet), 611 nucleotides long. Its product is annotated as late histone H2B.L4-like. The transcript has a single exon. The record is from RefSeq and is a predicted model, not a curated record. Gene Ontology annotation, cellular component: nucleosome. Lineage: Eukaryota; Metazoa; Chordata; Leptocardii; Amphioxiformes; Branchiostomatidae. The coding region runs from base 141 to 506 and encodes 121 amino acids. Gene Ontology annotation, biological process: nucleosome assembly. Gene Ontology annotation, molecular function: DNA binding; protein heterodimerization activity; structural constituent of chromatin.